Molecule: messenger RNA, 2740 nt
Organism: Grammomys surdaster
Lineage: Eukaryota; Metazoa; Chordata; Mammalia; Rodentia; Muridae
Gene: Cwh43
Product: cell wall biogenesis 43 C-terminal homolog
Exons: 16
Coding region: 279-2378 (699 amino acids)
Biological process (GO): GPI anchor biosynthetic process
Cellular component (GO): endoplasmic reticulum
Source: RefSeq, a predicted model, not a curated record
AGACUUCGUUCCGGCUGGGUGACAGGUUUGGAGAGCACAGGCUGCACUAGGGUGGCGCGUCUUCAGCAGCGCUGAAGGCAAGGGUGGCGUCGGGCGGGGCGGCGCGCAGGUGUGCCAGGAAGGAGGUGACGCACCCUGCCAGGACUCCCGCGGCCGCCUCAGACCCGCGGGCCACUCGGGGACACCGAGCAGGCAGACCGGGGAGGACCCCGCAGGGAGCACGGGGCGCACGCGGGGCGGGAGGGACAGUCCUCGAGGCUUUCCGGGUGGCCGUAGUCAUGCCAGGCCUGUGGAGAGCAAUCGCCCUGGAGACCUUGCUGGGCUACGUCUCCUGGUCUCUCUACCAUGGACUGGGGCCCAUGAUCUAUUAUUUUCCCCUGCAAACGCUGGAGCUCACAGGACUGGAAUUGUUUGGCGUGGCCUUUCUCUCUCCGAUACUCUUAACAAUUCCCCCAUUCUGGACACUCGUCAAUAAGAAGUGGGCACUCUCUCUGCUGAGGAUUGUCACUGUAGGCAGCAUAGCCUCCUUUGAGGCUCCGAAUGCCAAGCUUCGACUGAUGGUCCUUGCCCUUGGUGUGUCUUCUUCCCUGAUAGUGCAAACUGUGACCUGGUGGUCAGGAAGUGGAUUGCAAAGGUACCUCAAAAUCUGGGGAUUCAUUCUGGGACACAUUCUUCUUCUUGUUCUCCGAAUAUGGUACACAUCAUUAAAUCCAAUUUGGAGCUAUCAGAUGUCCAACAGAGUGAUUCUGACAUUGAGUGCCAUGGCUGUGUUCGACCGAAUUGUCAUGGAUGGAGAUUACGGAACCCCUGAGGGGAAGAAGCCCAGUGAGGUCACCAAGGGCAGGAUCUCAAGAUUUAAUUGGCUGUUGCCAGGUGCCGCCUUUGGGAGCCUCGUGUUCCUCACUCACUGGAUCUUUGGAGAGGUCUCCAUUGUUUCCAGAUGGGCAGUGAGCGGUCAUCCCCACCCAGGGCCUGACCCUAAUCCUUACGGAGGUGCGGUUCUGCUGGGCUUUGCAAGUGGACUGAUGCUAUCGGGCUCAUCAAGGCUUCGUGAUGCUAGGUUAGCCUGGUGGGUGACAGGAGCAGCUUCAGCCAUGGGUCUGCUUUACCUGCGCACGUGGGCAGCUGCUGUUUCUGGAUGUGUACUGGCAGCCUUCACGGGGUCUGUGUGGCCUCAAGUACUUGGAUAUCUUGUGAACUCAGGGACCAACUCCAGGGAAGCCAUGGCCACUGGCAUGACCCUUUAUGUUUUACAAGUAUUCUUCUGUGCCUGGUGUACAGCUUUUAAGUUUGUUCCCGGAGGUGUCUACGCUAGAGAAAGAUCUGAUGUGCUUUUGGGAACCAUAAUGGUAAUUAUUGGAUUGAGUAUGCUGUUUGGACCUAAGAAAAACCUUGACUUUCUUCUUCAGACGAAAAACAGUCCUAAAAUGCUUUUGAGAAACAGUGAAAAAUACAUGAAACUUAUUCUGUGGCUGCUUGUUGGUGUGGGGUUAUUGGGAUUAGGACUACGGCACCGAAGCUAUGAGAGAAGAUUAGGCCAAGGGGCACCAGCGAAAGUAGUCUCGGCUGCCAUCUGGCCUUUCAGAUUUGGAUAUGACAACGAAGGCUGGUCCAGUCUAGAGAGGUCUGCUCAACUGCUUAAGCAGACGGGUGCAGAUUUUAUCACCAUUUUGGAGAGUGAUGCUUCUAAGCCCUAUAUGGGGAACAACGACUUAACCAUGUGGCUGGGGGAGAAGUUGGGCUUCUAUACAGACUUUGGGCCAAGCACCAGGGAUCACACCUGGGGGAUUAUGGUGUUGUCUCGGUACCCAAUUGUGAAAUCAGAACAUCACCUUCUUCCGUCGCCAGAGGGCGAGAUUGCACCAGCUAUAACCAUGACAGUUAACAUCUCCAACAGAAUGGUGGAUUUUGUGGUGACACACUUCGGGAAUCAUGAAGAUGACCUUGACAGGAAGCUACAGGCUAUUGCAGUUUCAAAACUGCUGAAAAAUUGUUCGAAUCAAGUGAUAUUUCUGGGCUAUAUCACUUCAGAGCCUGGUUCCAGAGAUUACAUACAACUCACUGAACAUGGCAACGUCAAGGAUAUUGACAGCUCGGAUCAAGACAGAUGGUGCGAAUACAUCAUGUACCGGGGCCUGAUCAGGUUGGGUUAUGCAAGAAUUUCUCACGCAGAGCUGAGUGAUUCUGAGAUUCAGAUGGCCAAAUUCAGGAUCCCGGAUGAUUCUGCCAACUACAGAGACAACCAGAAAGUCGUCAUAGACAGCCGAGGAGUUCCCAAGAACAUUCAUUUCAACCCCAGAUUUGGCUCCUACAAAGAAGGACACAAUUAUGAGAACAACCAUCAUUUUCACAUGAAUACACCCAAAUACUUUGUUUGAAGCCUUUUGGACAAGAAGUCGUCAUUGAACUGAGAAAUUAUUUAACAGCCCAAGGAAACGUUUAAUGAAAAUGGGAGAAUACACGUGAAGAACCUUAUGAGUUAAAUAAAAAUGGAAGAAAGAAAGAGAGAAAGAAAGAAAGAGAUGACAUCAUUCAAUGAGAAUUCCAUCAGUUCAUAAGCUAUGUUGCUUAAUAAAGGCGUCUCUCUAACUUACUUUUGUUUAGAAAAGAAAGGUGUGAUAAUAUAAGAAAGUUAAGCUCAGGGCUGGAGCCGGAGCUCGGUGGUAAAGGGCUUGCCUUCUGUGCAUGGGGCCCUAGUUUCAGUUCUCAGCACUGCCAAAAAUAAAGUGAACAGGAUGCA